AUGGGCCUUACUGGUUGCCGGGCACCUGGAAAGCGACAAAUCAAACCGACGGCAGCUGUGCUCGAUUUGGUCCUGCCCAAUGCUGACGAUGAAGAAGAUGACGAAGAUUUCAUAGCAGAGCAGGAUCCUGAUUCCACUGAGGGCUCCGAAUCUGGUGAAAGCGGAUCGGCCGACGAUUCCGCUAGCUCCACAGAUAGUGAGGAAGGAGAUGAAGACGAUGAGCAGGAACGCCAUCAAGAAUUACACGAUGAGGAUGCUGCUUUGGUCUCAUCGUCUGCGGAUAGGAACGUGAACCAUCCACCGAUCUGUGCCCUAUGUUUGAAUCUUUCUGAAAUUGCCAAAACUGAAGAAGUUAUGCGAUGCGAUAAAUGUGGCCUGACUGUCCACGACUCGUGCUAUCCCUCGUUAGACAUGAGUGGUGACAGUGAGAGCUCGCAAUCUUCUUCAUCAAUGGAGCCAUGGUUCUGUGAACCGUGUGUGUAUGGAUUCAAUGAACCGCCUUAUUGUGAACUGUGCCCCUCCAGAUACGGAGCGAUGAAGAGAUCGGAUGUUGGUGGUCGUUGGGUUCACCUUCUUUGCGCUCUCUAUACGCAUGGUGUCACUUUCGGGGACAUCGAUCAUCUCGGCGCAAUCAGCUGGCAGGAGAUGGAUCACCGAAAUUUUGGGCGUAAAGUUGGUUGUUAG
This is a messenger RNA of Cooperia oncophora, 684 nucleotides long. Lineage: Eukaryota; Metazoa; Nematoda; Chromadorea; Rhabditida; Trichostrongylidae. The record is from the annotation of a GenBank genome assembly.